ACUACUUAUUAUCCUUUCAAGAUGUCCAACAUAGUUCUUGUCAGCGGAGCCAACCAGGGUAUUGGUUACGAAAUUGCCAAACAGCUUAGCCAGACGUCAGAAUAUCAUGUUCUCCUGGGAUCGAGAAUCUCAGAAAAAGGCGAGAUAGGUGCUGCCCAGAUAAGAGAAGCUGGAGGAAGUGUUGAGGCAAUUCAGCUCGACGUCACCGACCGCAGAUCAAUGUCAGCCACACGACAAUAUAUCGAGACCAAAUUUGAACGCCUCGAUGUCCUCAUCAACUGUAUUGAUACUUUGAUAGNNAAUGCUGCGAUCCUCCUCGACUUUCAAGUCAGCCCCGAAUACUCACUAGGUCAAGCAAUGCAAGACACUUUUGCGACCAACACUGCUGGCGCAGCAGACCUGACCGAAACAUUCCUCCCUCUCCUCAAAUGUAGCCGACUACCACGCUUGGUCUUUGUGUCGAGUAGCGUGGGCAGUCUGCACACAUUUGCAGAUUUCAAGCCCUCGUACACAAUGACCAAGUAUUUCGCUCCAGCAUAUGCGUGCAGUAAAGCUGCAUUGAACAUGUUAAUGCUGCACUAUAACAAAACGAACUUCUGCAAUCAUGACGAGAAGGCUGGUCCUGUGGAUGAAGGCGCACUGGCUGCCAUCAAGCUGGCUACUUUGGGUGAGGACGGCGAGACUGGCACUUUUGUUAACAUGAAAGGACAGAUCGCUUGGUGA
This is a messenger RNA of Aureobasidium vineae, 723 nucleotides long. NCBI's taxonomy places the organism in Eukaryota, Fungi, Ascomycota, Dothideomycetes, Dothideales, Saccotheciaceae. The record is from the annotation of a GenBank genome assembly.